AUGGAGGGUGGGGAUUCUUCUUCACUAGUGGCGCGUGGCCGAUUGGCGGUGCUCUCAGCUCACCUUUCAGCUUCUCCUAAUGUAUUCGAUUCUGUUUCGUCCUCCAUUAUCGAACGUUCCACCGCCUCAGCUCAAUUGGUAUCGCCUCCGCCGAACCUCAAAGGCGCGUUGACGAUCAUCGAUGAACGAACCGGUAAGAAGUAUCAGGUUCAGGUCUCUGAAGAAGGCACCGUCAAAGCUACCGAUCUUAAGAAGAUAACAGCAGGAUCAAAUGAUAAGGGGCUCAAGCUUUAUGAUCCUGGAUACCUCAACACCGCACCUGUUCGAUCAUCCAUCUGCUACAUUGAUGGUGAUGCAGGAAUUCUUAGGUAUAGAGGAUACCCUAUUGACGAGCUGGCUGAAGGAAGUUCCUUUGUUGAGGUGGCAUACCUGUUGAUGUAUGGAAAUUUACCAUCUGAAAGUCAGUUAGCUGAUUGGGAGUUUGCAAUCUCACAACAUUCAGCUGUUCCACAGGGAAUCUUGGAUAUCAUACAAGCAAUGCCUCAUGAUGCUCAUCCAAUGGGUGUUCUAGUUAGUGCAAUGAGUGCUCUCUCAGUCUUUCACCCUGAUGCUAAUCCUGCUCUUAGAGGGCAAGAUUUGUACAACACCAAGCAAGUAAGGGAUAAACAAAUAGUACGUAUACUUGGAAAGGCACCAACAAUCGCUGCGGCAGCUUAUUUGAGAAUGGCAGGGCGGCCACCUGUUCUUCCGUCCAACAAUCUUUCUUACUCAGAGAAUUUCCUAUAUAUGCUAGAUUCAUUGGGCGACAGAUCUUAUAAACCCAAUCCUCGGCUUGCUCGGGUGCUGGAUAUUCUUUUCAUAUUGCAUGCAGAACAUGAAAUGAAUUGUUCAACAGCUGCUGCUAGACACCUGGCAUCAAGCGGUGUUGAUGUAUACACUGCUCUUGCUGGAGCUGUAGGAGCACUUUAUGGUCCGCUUCACGGUGGAGCUAAUGAGGCUGUGCUUAAAAUGCUGAAUGAGAUUGGAACAGUUGACAAAAUCCCCGAGUUUAUAGAGGGUGUGAAAAAUCGGAAGCGUAAGAUGUCUGGUUUUGGACACCGUGUGUACAAGAAUUAUGACCCCCGGGCUAAGGUUAUAAGGAAACUAGCAGAAGAAGUGUUCUCUAUUGUCGGCCGGGAUCCUCUCAUUGAGGUUGCCGUGGCUUUGGAGAAAGCAGCACUUUCAGAUGAUUACUUUAUUAAGAGAAAAUUGUAUCCCAACGUUGAUUUUUACUCUGGUCUAAUAUACAGGGCAAUGGGCUUCCCUACGGAAUUCUUUCCCGUUCUGUUUGCAAUUCCUCGUAUGGCUGGCUAUUUAUCUCAUUGGCGUGAGUCUCUUGAUGAUCCUGACACAAAAAUAAUGAGGCCUGCUCAGGUGUACACUGGUGUAUGGCUGCGGCAUUACAUGCCACCUAAAGAACGGAUGGUAAUCAAAGAGGCAGAUAGGCUUGGUCAAGUUUCCGUCUCCAAUGCCACCAAGAGGAGAUUGGCUGGUUCGGGGGCUUAG
Messenger RNA from Oldenlandia corymbosa var. corymbosa, 1545 nucleotides. The record is from the annotation of a GenBank genome assembly. Lineage: Eukaryota; Viridiplantae; Streptophyta; Magnoliopsida; Gentianales; Rubiaceae.